AUGAUCAAGAUGAUAUGGCACGGAUGGGAAAGCCCCAGCAAUUCAAACACAUCAAAUCUAGGCCUAGUCAACGGCGGUCGGGGGGCUAUGGUGUCACCCACCUCUGGCGGUCAAUACCACUGGGUAAGCGAGUAUGCGAGUCCCAGAUUUCAGAAGUUCUUGAGCUACAUUACUGGUUGGCUAUCCGUCCUAGGCUGGCAAGCAGCAUUUGCUAGUAUUACUUUUCUCUGCGGCACUCUGAUUCAAGGGUUUAUUGCUGCGAAUUCGGAGUCCUAUACUCCUGAAAGAUGGCAUGGCACUCUUCUCACCUUCGCAAUUGCAUUACUUUCCACUUUUAUCAACACCUAUGCAGCGGGCCAGUUACCCAGCUUGGAGGGUUUGAUUCUGAUAGUCCAUGUUUUUGGUUUCUUCGCCACGAUGAUUCCUCUAUGGGUAAUGGGUGAAAAGGCCGAUGCAGCAACCGUUUUCACUGAAUUCACCAACGCUGCCGAAUGGCCUAAUCUUGGCCUGGCCGUUUUAGUUGGACAGAUAACUCCAAUUUUCUCAUUCCUGGCUGAGGAGAUCCAGGACGCUUCGCGAAUUGUGCCUUGGUGCAUGGUUGCAACCGCUAUUAUUAAUGGCACUCUAGGUUUUCUCAUUCUAAUUACGUAUCUUUUUACGAUGGGUGAUAUCCAGACUGUUCUUAAUGCACCGAGUGGAUUCGCUUUUAUUUCCGCAUACCAGAAUGCACUUGGAUCCGCCGGCGGCGCUAUCGGUCUGGCUUCACUCAUCCUAAUUCUGGAAGUCUGCAGCGCCAUCAGUAUUUUGGCAACGUGCUCACGGCAGACUUUUGCCUUUGCGCGCGACAACGCGCUUCCGUUUUCCAGAUGGUUCGCCAACAUGAAUCCAAAAUCCAAAAUUCCCGUCAAUGCUGUAGUAUUCACGACUGUGGUCACCCUCCUCCUAUCUUUGAUCAAUAUCGGUUCAACGGAGGCGUUCAACGCCGUGGCGUCUCUGACAGUCGGAUCCCUCUACCUAUCUUAUAUCAUUUGCGUUGGAAGCUUCAUUGCUCGUCGCCUGCAGUCCGAACCCCUUCCACGCGGCCGAUUCAGCCUCGGAAAGUUCGGCAUGCCGAUCAAUGUCUUCGCCUUCUUCUACAUGUGUUUCGCAAUCGUCUUCACGUUUUUCCCGAACAAAUACAAUGUCACUCCUGCGUCGAUGAAUUGGUCGAUUCUGAUUUGCGGCGUGGUUAUUAUCUUUGCGAUUGUUCAGUAUAUGAUCCAUGGAAAGAAAACGUACGAAGCUCCGGUCACGCAUGUUAAGAAAGCCGAGUAA
Messenger RNA from Uncinocarpus reesii 1704, 1314 nucleotides. RefSeq lists its product as uncharacterized. Gene Ontology annotation, cellular component: membrane. Gene Ontology annotation, biological process: transmembrane transport. The transcript is spliced from 5 exons. The coding region runs from base 1 to 1314 and encodes 437 amino acids. Gene Ontology annotation, molecular function: transmembrane transporter activity. The record is from RefSeq and is a predicted model, not a curated record. Lineage: Eukaryota; Fungi; Ascomycota; Eurotiomycetes; Onygenales; Onygenaceae.